UAGUUGGGCUCCUUUCCCUUCAACAUUCUUUCCUUGUCCUAAUCUUUCCCUUUCCAUUGUAUUUUUACGACAUUGCCCGCGUCUUGAGUCUCUUGACCUGCUCGACAACUCCGCCAAGUACCGUCAACGUCUCCACCCCAAAGGCAAUGUCAAGCACCUUUUAAGAGUUCAUAUACUUUGUCCUCGAGCGGGAAUCGAGGUCCCUAACCCUGCUGCGAUGUGCAGGUAUGGUACCAGCUGUUCCACGAGAGACGCAACGAGCUGGUUGGAAGAGGGCGGCGCCCCCAGCUAGCAUAGACUCUUCCUUGGGAUGGCCGCGGGUACGAAAGGAUAUAUCAGAUCCUACCUCCGACCCCGACUUUGACGCCCCAAUCCGCCCUUCUUUUCCGUCUUCGAGGAAACCAAGAAUCGUAGUAUUACGUGCGGAGAUUGGUGGUGCAAGGGCCCGCAAGACAGCGAGGCAGGUGUUCCGCGGCGAUAGUAGCGACGACGAGAAUAGCGACGACGACGAUAGCGACGACGACGAUAGCGACGACGAUAGAGGCGAGAAUAAUAGGGACGACAACGACGACCGGAGAAGACCCGGCCGUCCCGGCCGUCCCGUAUUUCCUGGACUUCCCUCACGUCCCUCACCUCCACCUCCUGCAUCGCCAUUAUCAAGACCGUCGUUACUGCCGCCCCCCUUCCAACCGCCCCCACCUUCCCCUGGCCUACCCUCACUCAGCCUUGCACCGACGGGCUCGACUCUCAUCCAGACGAUCCCAUCAGACACAGGUGGCAUAACUGUUUCGAUAGAAACCCCCGCCCCCCCUGCGGUUGAGCCAUCGUCAUCCGCGAUUGAACCAUCGUUACCCGUGGCCGAGUCAUCCUCAUCGGUGGCCGAUUCAUUGUCAUCUGUCACAGAGCCAUCGUCAUCUGUGACAGCGUCCAGUUCGCCUGUUUUCUUCUCGGCACUCCCAUCUAAUACCAACGUACCGUUCUCAUCACCUGCGACAGCGCCCACUUCGCCCGUUCUCUUCUCAACACUCUCACCUGAUACCAACAUACCCUCCCCGUCAGAUUCAACAGCGUCCAGAUCAGCCGUAUCCUUCUCGUCCGUUACACCGGGAACGAACGAACCUUCCUCGUCCCCUGCUAGCUCUAGCGGCCUGUGGUCCACGGCAAUCCCCGCGGAGCAAAGUAGGCAAGGGGCCAUGGAUGUCCCCACCCAGCACGCUCUCAUUGCCAUUGCGUCCAUCGGCACCUUCAUAUCGAUGGGAUUUAUAGUGUGGCUGCUCUGGAGAACCGUCCGGAAAGUCCAUAAAAAGAGACGGCAGGACCUGGAACCAGAAAUGCAUGAACGACGUCCCUCUGGGGACGUUGGGAAAGGGCCUCAAGCGGCAUCUGCGGAAAAGAAAUCGUGGGGCCAAACAUGGCUUCAUCUCGAAGACAGCGAGGCAGGCGAGGCAGGCCAGAUACUGCCGGUGCACCAGAAGCCCGGCCGAGGGGCACUUCGGGUUCAAACGAAGUUCUCCGGACAAGGCGCCAAUACCAAACCACCGCAGCCGAGCACGACUUUUGCGUACAGAUCGCCCCAGGCCCCCGUCGGGACCAGCCCGUCUACGACUGGCACGACCGAGCCCCGGAGCGCCGUGGCCAAUGCGUCCGACGUCGACGUCAAUUGGACGUUCCGAUCGUUCGCCACCGGGCCGUUGUACAAUCAUUCCGAGACGUCACGCCAAGCCCCGGACGCACGCGCACUACUGGAUCCUGCGAGCGGCCAAGUCAACCGAGUCAGUGAGCUCUCGUCGUUGUCGUCGGGAUUCGGCGACGUGGACAUCAUCGUCCCGGGGAUGAGUGGACUACGGCCACCGCCGGUGGUGUGGCAGUCCAGGCAGCAGCAGUCUCAAAAGGGCGGUCGGCUCUCGUGGGCAAGUCGGAGAAGUAGCCAGAGGACCAGCCAGAGGAAUAGUCAGAGGGAGACGAUGUACACGGAAGCGAGCGAGGACUCGCCGCCGAGAUAUCGGACGGUCAACAGCUGGGUAAAGCAGCAGACGAGCCGGGUCAAGAGAGCGCAGGCCCGUCCGGUCCCGGGCGUGUCAGCCGAGGCGGGAAACAACGGGCUACCCCCCGAGCCACGUUUCAGCUUGAUGAUGCCGGAUGGCGAGGUGCCGAGACGGCCCAUCUCUCAUCUGACAAAACCAUAACAGCAAAACUGAAGGAGGAGAUAACG
Molecule: messenger RNA, 2212 nt
Organism: Sodiomyces alkalinus F11
Lineage: Eukaryota; Fungi; Ascomycota; Sordariomycetes; Glomerellales; Plectosphaerellaceae
Exons: 3
Coding region: 228-2186 (652 amino acids)
Source: RefSeq, a predicted model, not a curated record